This is a messenger RNA of Cariama cristata (Red-legged seriema), 702 nucleotides long. It is a transcript of the gene XPA, whose product is annotated as xeroderma pigmentosum, complementation group A. Gene Ontology annotation, molecular function: damaged DNA binding. The transcript has 5 exons. Gene Ontology annotation, cellular component: nucleotide-excision repair factor 1 complex. Bases 1 to 609 code for a protein of 202 amino acids. NCBI's taxonomy places the organism in Eukaryota, Metazoa, Chordata, Aves, Cariamiformes, Cariamidae. Gene Ontology annotation, biological process: nucleotide-excision repair involved in interstrand cross-link repair; base-excision repair; nucleotide-excision repair, DNA damage recognition. The record is from RefSeq and is a predicted model, not a curated record.
AUGGCGAGGACGCUGGAGGUGAUCUACCCGGCGAGGAUGCGGCCAGAAGUGGUGGCCGGCACUGGGAUGACACCUGUACUAGAAUUUGACUAUCUCAUCUGUGGAGACUGUGGCAAAGAAUUCAUGGAUUCCUACCUUAUGCAGCACUUUGAUUGGGCAACAUGUGAUAAUUGCAGAGAUGCUGAAGAUAAACAUAAGCUUAUAACAAGGACAGAAGCAAAAGAAGAGUAUCUUCUCAAAGACUGUGACUUAGACAAGAGGGAACCAGUGCUCAGGUUCAUUGUGAAGAAAAACCCUCAUAAUUCACGAUGGGGUGACAUGAAACUUUAUUUAAAACUACAGGUAAUCAAGCGUUCUCUUGAAGUUUGGGGUAGUGAAGAAUCAUUGCAAGAAGCAAAGGAACUCCGCCGUGACAGCAGAGAGAAGAUGAAACAGAAGAAGUUUGAUAAGAAAGUUAAAGAACUCCGCCGUGCUGUAAGGAGUAGUUUGUGGAAGAGAGACACUACUAUCCAUGAACACGAGUAUGGACCAGAAGAAAAUAUUGAUGAAGAGACAUACAAAAAGACAUGUACUGUAUGUGGCCAUGAAUUAACUUAUGAGAAGAUGUAGUGUUAAUAUAUUUUUAAAAAAUUUCAUUAUCUUUUUGAUGGUAUUUUUUUAUUAAAUCAAAUAAAUGCUAAUUAUGAACAAGCUGUUGCCAAA